GUAGCUUGCAUGCAGCUCAUCAAUGCUCUCGUUACGUCUCCUGAUGACUUGGAUUUUAGGCUUCACAUCAGAAAUGAAUUUAUGCGCAGCGGAUUGAAGGAGAUAUUGCCACAAUUGAAAUGUAUAAAGAAUGAAGCACUAGAUAUUCAGCUGAAAGUGUUCAAUGAACAUAAGGAAGAAGACAUGAUUGAAUUCUCUCAUCGUUUAGAAGAUAUUAGAUCUGAACUAGAUGAAGUAAAUGACGUUUACAACAUGGUGUGGAAUACAGUUAAGGACACUAGCGCUGAAGGAUAUUUCCUUUCUAUUCUCCAACAUCUUUUGCUGAUAAGAAAUGAUUAUUUUAUACGUCCACAGUAUUUCAAAUUAAUUGAAGAGUGUGUGUCCCAGAUAGUGUUACAUCGAAGUGGAACAGACCCGGAUUUCACGUAUCGUAAAAGAUUAGAUAUCAAUUUCAGCCAUUUAGUAGAUAUUUGUGUAGAUAAAGCAAGAUUAGAAGAAUGUGAAGAGAGGGCUUCUGAACUUUCCAGAAAAUUUGAAAAAGAUUUUGUAGUUCAUCAGGAGACCCAAGCCCUACUGCAAAAAAAAGAAGAAAGAAUCAAUGAACUUGAAGCAGAAUUACAAGCUUUUAAAUCACGGUAUGGCUCCUUGCCACCUGGUUUUCUACCAUCAACACAUGGAGAUGCACCUGUCGUUCCCCUGGAGGCUGCAGGACCACAUCAACUUCCACCUCUUCCUCCUCCACUGCUGCCUUCUAAUGGAGCGAUUCCACCACCACCGCCUCCCCCUCCUCCUCUGCCACUUUCAAAAGGCUUGGGAAUUCCUCUGGCUUUUGCUGGUGCUCCUCCACCACCGCCUCUACCAGGCCUGCCUGGAGCACAGUGGUCUCCACCUUCAUGUACUUUGCCAUUUGGAAUGAAGCCUAAAAAAGAAUUCAGACCUGAAGUUACCAUGAAAAGACUCAACUGGUCCAAGAUCAGACCUCAGGAAAUGACAGAAUCCUGUUUUUGGGUUAAGGCAGAAGAGGACAAGUAUGAGAAUGCUGACAUACUUUGCAAACUGGAACUUACGUUUUGUUGUCAAAAAAGGGUAAAAAAAGAGGAGGAAGAUUUUGAAGAAAAGAAAUCCAUUAAGAAACGAAUCAAAGAAUUAAAAGUUUUGGACCCAAAGAUUGCACAGAAUCUGUCAAUUUUCCUUGGCUCUUUCCGAGUGCCUUAUGAGGAAAUCAAAAUGAUGAUAUUGGAAGUAGAUGAAAAUCAGCUGUCAGAGUCCAUGAUUCAGAAUUUAAUAAAACAUCUUCCUGAACAAGAACAAUUGAAUGCAUUAGCCAAGUUCAAGAGCGAGUAUAAUAAUUUGUCGGAGCCAGAGCAGUUUGGAGUUGUGAUGAGCAACGUGAAGAGACUACGGCCACGACUCAGUGCUAUUCUUUUUAAGCUUCAGUUUGAGGAGCAGGUGAACAACAUCAAACCUGACAUCAUGGCUGUCAGUGCUGCCUGUGAAGAGAUAAAGAAGAGUAAAAGCUUUAGCAAGCUGCUGGAACUAGUAUUGUUAAUGGGAAACUACAUGAAUGCAGGUUCUCGGAAUGCACAGACCUUUGGAUAUAAUCUAAGCUCCCUAUGUAAA
Messenger RNA from Cariama cristata (Red-legged seriema), 1620 nucleotides. RefSeq names its product diaphanous-related formin 3 (gene DIAPH3). The annotation marks the transcript as partial. The record is from RefSeq and is a predicted model, not a curated record. Gene Ontology annotation, molecular function: actin binding; microtubule binding. Gene Ontology annotation, biological process: actin filament polymerization. The transcript has 12 exons. Gene Ontology annotation, cellular component: actin filament; cytoplasm. NCBI's taxonomy places the organism in Eukaryota, Metazoa, Chordata, Aves, Cariamiformes, Cariamidae.